Messenger RNA from Macadamia integrifolia, 2080 nucleotides. Its product is annotated as acyl-lipid (9-3)-desaturase-like. The transcript has a single exon. The record is from RefSeq and is a predicted model, not a curated record. Gene Ontology annotation, cellular component: membrane. Gene Ontology annotation, molecular function: oxidoreductase activity, acting on paired donors, with oxidation of a pair of donors resulting in the reduction of molecular oxygen to two molecules of water. Lineage: Eukaryota; Viridiplantae; Streptophyta; Magnoliopsida; Proteales; Proteaceae. Gene Ontology annotation, biological process: lipid metabolic process. The coding region runs from base 294 to 1634 and encodes 446 amino acids.
ACUCCUCCUUAAACUCCUUAUAUAACUAACACAGUUUCUAUGAACAAUUAGAGGAAGCAAAUCUUAUAUUUGACGCCUUUUGAUUUUCAUGAAAACUACCCUUUUCAUCUCUUCCUCUCUCGACGAAGAAAGGAAGAGAUAAGGGGCAGAGGCAGAGGCAGAGGCAGAGGCAGAGGCCAAGAGGGAACCUAAACUGGUUUAUUCUUGAAUCUUUUUCAGAUUUUCGUCUACUGGUUGUGAAGUUUCAUUAGAGAUCUUUGUGGGGUUUUUUUUGUUUUUGUUUUUGGGUUUUAAUGACGGACGCCAAGAUGUAUGUUUCAACAGAUGAGCUUAGAAACCAUAACAAACCCGGAGAUCUGUGGAUCUCGAUACAGGGGAAGGUCUAUGAUGUUUCAGAUUGGGGUAAAGAUCACCCAGGUGGUGAUCUUCCGCUUUUAAAUCUCGCAGGUCAGGAUGUUACUGAUGCUUUUGUUGCUUAUCAUCCUGGCUCUGCUUGGAAACUUCUUGAUCGUUUCUAUGUUGGGCAUUUGAAAGAUUAUCAGGUUUCUGAGGCUUCUAAGGAUUACAGAAAACUUGUUUCAGAGUUCUCUAAACUGGGUUUAUUUGAAAAAAAAGGACAUAUAACCUUCUUUUCGCUUUGUUUUAUGGCAAUGUUGUUUGCCGUUUGCAUUUGGGGUGUGAUAGGUUCUAAGAAUGUGUGGGUUCAUCUGGGAUCUGGUGGGUUGAUGGGGUUUCUUUGGAUUCAGAGUGGAUGGAUCGGACACGACUCUGGGCAUUACCAGAUCAUGACGGGGCGUCGUCUCAAUCGAUUUACGCAGGUUCUUGCAGGAAAUUGUCUUACAGGUAUCAGCAUUGGGUGGUGGAAGUGGAACCACAAUGCCCAUCACAUUGCCUGCAACAGUCUGGAUUUCGAUCCCGAUCUUCAGCACAUCCCCUUCUUUGCCGUAUCUCCAGCGUUGUUUAACUCGAUCAGGUCGUGCUUCUAUGACAGGAAGAUGACAUUCGAUCCAAUCGCCAGAUUUCUGGUGAGUUACCAGCAUUGGACUUUCUACCCUGUUAUGAUCUUUGCUCGUUUUAAUCUCAUUGCCCAGUCGAUAUUUUUGUUAACAUCUAAGAGAAAGGUCCCAAAUAGAGCUCAGGAGAUUGUUGGGAUGUUGGUUUUCUGGGUCUGGUAUCCUCUACUUGUUUCAUUCCUUCCCAGUUGGGGGGAGAGGUUGAUGUACGUGCUUGCAUGCUUGACUGUUACUGCAACUCAACAUCUUCAGUUUACCUUGAACCAUUUCUCAACAGAAGUCUACGUAGGUCCACCGUGUGGAAAUGACUGGUUUGAGAAACAGACGAUGGGCACACUUGACAUCUUAUGCCCAUCAUGGAUGGAUUGGUUACAUGGAGGAUUACAGUUUCAGGUUGAACACCACUUGUUCCCCCGCUUACCUCGGUGUCAUUUCAGGAAGAUUGCUCCCAUUGUGAGGGAUCUUUGCAAGAAACACAAUCUUCCUUACAACAGUGUUACAUUCUUGGAAGCUAAUAAGAAGACCCUUGCGACUCUUAGCACUGCUGCGUUGCAGGCUCGGGACCUCUCAAACCCUGUUCCUAGGAAUUUGGUCUGGGAAGCAAUUAACACUCAUGGUUGAUGUUUCCCAAUUUUUUGGGAUCUUACUGUUGACUCCACCAACUGCUGAGUUCUCUGUGCGGAUCAUCCAGCAGUGUCUACGGAUGGAGCACCCCAGCUUAGUCAUUGCUUGCAGAUGUUGAUCGUUUGUUCUUUGAUCUCGGUACUCAUAGAUUUCGAUCUUGACCCAUACAGAUUGAGGUUUCAAAUUGUCCAUACAUUUGUUUUACGGAUUUCUUAAGUUUCUUUUUAUAUCUAUCUAUGACUGGAGAUAAAAGUUUAGAGUAAUAGCUACUUAUUUGUAUUCAAUUAUCACAGAUUCUCUAUGAUUUUAUUAGCCUGUUUAUUUGGAUUGUUGAACAUCCAUGUAGCUGUCUGGCUUAUGUUGGGAGGUACACCCUGUUCAGGUCAAUGGAUGUAACAUUUGAAAUUUUGGUUAUCUUCCAAUGCUAUUAUUGCUUUAUUCAA